This is a messenger RNA of Heterobasidion irregulare TC 32-1, 3482 nucleotides long. RefSeq lists its product as uncharacterized. Gene Ontology annotation, cellular component: cell division site; division septum; plasma membrane. Gene Ontology annotation, molecular function: GTPase activator activity. The transcript is spliced from 15 exons. Bases 1 to 3270 code for a protein of 1089 amino acids. Gene Ontology annotation, biological process: small GTPase-mediated signal transduction; cytoskeleton organization. Lineage: Eukaryota; Fungi; Basidiomycota; Agaricomycetes; Russulales; Bondarzewiaceae. The record is from RefSeq and is a predicted model, not a curated record.
AUGGCGGUUCUCUCCCUGCCGCUGUCCUUCUCAAACUCGUUCUGGUCACAGGACUACAGAAAGGGCCUCGACGUCCUCUACAAAAAGCUAGAACAGGGCUCCGCUGAGAAUGCAGAAAUAGUCGCUUUCAUAAGGGCUCGCGCAGAUGCAGAAGCCAACCUCGCCUCCGCCCUCAUGCACUCUCCCCCAGAAGGCAAGGGCUUCACCGCAGACGACGGCGCGACCCUCCUCAUGGCCUUCCGCGGCCUCCAGGCUGAAUCCGUAAAGCAGGGCGAAGUACACAAGUCCAUCGCACACGAGCUCAACACCCUCGUCCUCGACCCCUUCCACGAAUGGGCCACGGCCUACCAGGAUCGCCUUCACCAGAGCAAAGCCACCCUCCUCGACGGCUACUUGCGCUCCUACGAGCACGCCCAGGGCGAGGUCUCAAAGCUGAAACACCAGUACCUCGCCAAAGUCCGCAAGGCGGACGAGGCCGAAGACGACGCCAAGUUCGCCCCGGGCAGCGAACUGAGCGACAAGUACACCACCUCGCCGCGCCUCGCCCCCCGGGACGCCCGCGCGUCCGCCAGUCCGCGUCUUAACCCUCAGCGCGGCGCCAGCAUCUCCGAGCGCAUCGCCCAGCGCCUCAAGGAUAUCCAGCGCAAGACCGCCAACGCGACCGCCUCGCCCGGACCCGACGACCUCCCGCCCCCGGCCCCGCCCAAGCCCGACAAGGGCAAGGGUCGCGCCCUCGACCCCGAUGCCGUCCACGACAUCAGCAUGUCGCCCCCGCCACUGUCCCCGCCGCUCCCGCCCGCGAAGCUCCUCAUCCCCCAGCCCCCCGCGUCCCCCAUGCCCCCGAUGCCCCCCUCCCCCCUCCUCCUCGCCGGCCUCUCUCUCCCACCCUCCGCCAUCUCAGACCUCCUCGCCCGCGCCGCCGCCGAGCUCCCGCUCCGCCCCGUGCGCUUCCCCAUCCUCGGCGAGUACCAGGACUGCUUCACGGGCGAGGAGCUCGUCACGUGGCUCGUCCACAACGUGCAGGGCCUCGGGGACAGCCUCGACCGCGCGGAGGACGCCGCGCGCGACCUCACUGAGCGCGAAGGCCUCCUGCGCCGCAUCGGCGAGUUUGGCAACAUGUUCGAGGCGUCUGACGACGCAUUUUAUCAGUUCAGGCCCAAGGCGUUCGAGCUCGGGAAGCAUGGCGCCGCGACCACCGCCACCGCCACCCUCGCUGACAACCUCGUCAAGCGGUCCAACAACCUCUUCAGCGUCGUCUCCAAGGCGCUCAACACCACCACCGGCGGGAGCGCGGAGCCCCCUUACGUGCGCGCGCGUGCGGACGCGGACGCGGCCGACCGCGCGUACCGCGUGGCCGUGCGCAAGCUCGACCGGCAGCGGCUCGCGCUCGAGGAGCGCAUCGAGGACGCGCUCAAGACGCUGCAGACGUGGGAGGCGGAGCGGCUGCGCGCGGUCAAGACGGUGCUGCUGCAGUUCCAGGGCACGCUCGCGAACCUGCCGCGCGCGCUCGAGCCGGCGCUGGAGCGCUCGCGCGCGCGCAUCGCCGCGUUCCUGCCCGAGGCGGACCUGCUCGCGCUCAUCGAGCGCUACCGCACGGGCCCCGUCGCGCACGACGACGCGGACGUGCUGUUUGGGGUUGAUCUGCGCAAGUGGGCCGAGGGCGGCUGGGCGGCGCUGCGUGCCGGGGAGGAGCGCAAGGACGCGCUGCCGCCCGUGGUGCCCGCGCUGCUUGCGGGCCUCGCGGCGGCGUACGCGCGGCUGCCGAGCGACGACGAGAAACGCAAGGUGUGGAUAUACGAGGUGCCGCUGCCCGCGGUGCACCACCUGCGCGAGAGCCUGAACGCGGUGCCGCCCGAGCAGGCGAUCCCGCUCGAGAUCAUGGACAAGUACGACGCGCCGGUGCUCGCGAGCACGGUGAAGCUCUGGAUGCUCGAGCUCGACCCACCGCUCGCGCUCUGGGAGGGCUGGGACGACGUCCGGCGGAUAUACCCUUCUGUGGGCGCGUCGGCACAGGGCGAGCAGGGUCCCGAGGCGGAGCAGCUGCGCAUCGAGGCGCUGCAGACCGUGCUGCAGCGGUGGCCGAGGGUCCAUCUGUCCGUGCUCGACGCCAUCGUCGGGCACCUCCGCUCGCUCAUCGACGCCACCGCAGAGGCGGCGGAGAGCAACGAGGUGUAUAUCACGAAGCUCGCGCUUUCUGUUGGUAGAGCCGUCGUUCGGCCCAAGGUCGAGACAGAGAUGUCCAUCCAGGACCGUCAUCCCGCCCUGUUCUUCGUCGACCUCGUUACGCACUACGCGGCGGUCCUCCCGCCGACGCUCGCCAAGAAGAAGCGCGAGUCAGAGCGCAAGGUCCCGCUCCGGAAACGCACCGCGCCCGUCGACAUGCGCAUGAGCAGGAGCAGGCUCUCCGUCGGCACCGACGCGCGCGACUGGCUCGCUGCCCAGCGCGCCAGUGGCAACGUCCCCCCGCCCGUCCCGCCGCCCGUGCCGCAGAUCUCGGCGCCGACGCCGGUGUUUGCCGGCGAGCGCCAGCCGGAGUGGGUCGCGCAGGGCGCGUCGCCGAGCCCGAUCGCGGAGGCCGUCGAGGCCGUCGCGUCUCCCGCGCAGCCCCCCGCUCCUCUCGAGCCUGAGCCCGUGCCUGCGCCCUCUCCCGAAUCCGAGCCCACACCCGAACCUGCGCCUGCGCCCCCCGCUGCGAACGACGACGCCCUGCCCCCGCGUCCGUCGUUCAAGGAGCCCUCUCCCGAGCCCGACGCCCCGCCUCCGCGCCCGUCGUUCAAAGAGCCGCCCCCGGAGCUCGACGACCUCCCGCCCCGCCCCGCCGCGUUCAAAGAGCCCGCGCUCGACGACGCAUCGCCGCCCCCGCGGCCGUCCUUCGCCGACCCGCUCUCGGGCAAGGGCUCGCGCAGCCCGUCGCCGUCCGUGAACGAGGACCAGCCGCUCAGCGCGGGCCGCGCCUCGCUCGCGCGCACCGUCUCGAGCGAGGCGUCGCGCCUCCGCGGGCCGCGCAGCUCGCGCCCGCCGCGCACGCCCGGCGGGAGCGGCAGCGUGAGCAACAUGGUCGCGAACCUGAACCGCCACUCGCUGCAGGGCGGCGCGGGCGGGUCUCCGCGCGCGACGUCGCCGCCUGCGUCGGCGGGCGGGUUGAAGGGCCGCCGGCCGCCGUCUUCGCUCGUGGAGGAGCGGCGGCGGAGCCUUGUCGGGGCUGGUGGGAAGGGCGCGCUGUCGAGGCGGACGAUGGAGAGCGACGCGGAGGAUAAUAUCGUGAACUGAGGCGGUGUGGUGUUCGGUGGAUCUUUGAGGUUGGUGUGAUCUAUAUGUGGGCCGCUGGUUGGGCGUAUUGCUCGAUGGUUUGUUUGGACGGUAUAUUACCCAUGCGAUGUCUUGCGAAUAGUAUUUACUUGGAUGUAUUGUCGCUGGUUGAUGAUUAGGGGUCCGUCAUCCGUGGAGAAUCAAACACGGUAUGGAACGCGUGCGAUGUCAGA